UAUUGUUAGUAGAGACGGGGUUUCUCCAUUUUGAUCAGGCUGAUCUGGAACUCCUGACCUCGUGAUCCGCCUGCCUCAGCCUCCCAAAGUGCUGGGAUUACAGGCGUGAGCCACCGUGCCCGGUUGGGAGGUCAUUUUAAGGAGGGCUGCCCAACUGCAAGGGAGCUAUAAGCAGGAAGUGAAACCACAGCGCUUCAAAAAAAAGAGCGGGACUGGGACAAGCGUAUCUAAGAGGCUGAACAUGAAUCCACGGAAAAGGUUUCUCUCCUGUGCCUUCAGAAAUCCGAUGAAGCGGAUGUAUCAAAGCACAUUCUACAACAACUUUGAAAAUGAACCCAUCCUCUAUGGUCGGAGGUACACCUGGCUGUGCUACGAAGUGAAAAUAAUGAAGGACCACUCAAAGCUCCCUUGGUACACAGGGGUCUUUCGAGGCCAGGUGUAUUUCGAGCCUCAGAACCACGCAGAAAUGUGCUUCCUCUCUUGGUUCUGUGGCAACCAGCUGCCUGCUUACGAGUGCUGCCAGAUCACCUGGUUUGUAUCCUGGACCCCCUGCCCGGACUGUGUGGCGAAGGUGACCGAAUUCCUAGCUGAGCACCCUAAUGUCACCCUGACCAUCUCUGCUGCCCGCCUCUACUACUACCGGGGUAGAGAUUGGCGGAGGGCGCUCCGCAGGCUGUAUCAGGCAGGGGCUCGCGUGAAGACCAUGGACGAUGAAGAAUUUGCAUACUGCUGGGAAAACUUUGUGUACAAUGAAGGUCAGUCAUUCAUGCCUUGGGACAAAUUCGAUGACAAUUAUGCAUUCCUGCACAGCAAGCUAAAGGAGAUUCUCAGAAACCCAAUGGAGGCAAUGUAUCCACACAUAUUCUACUUCCACUUUAAAAACCUACGGAAAGCCUAUGGUCGGAACGAAAGCUGGCUGUGCUUCACCAUGGAAAUUAUAAAGCAUCACUCAACUGUCUCCUGGAAGAGGGGCAUCUUCCGAAACCAGGUUGAUCCUGAGACCCGUUGUCAUGCAGAAAGGUGCUUCCUCUCUUGGUUCUGCGAGGACAUACUGUCCCCUAACACAAACUACGAGGUCACCUGGUACACAUCUUGGAGCCCUUGCCUAGAUUGUGCAGGGGAGGUGGCCGAGUUCCUGGCCAGGCACAGUAAUGUGAAGCUCGCCAUCUUCACCGCCCGCCUCUACUACUUCUGGGAUACAUAUUACCAGCAGGGGCUCUGCAGCCUGAGUGAGAAAGGGGCCUCCGUGGAGAUCAUGGACUACGAAGAUUUUAAAUAUUGUUGGGAAAACUUUGUGUACAAUGGUGAUGAGCCGUUCAAGCCUUGGAAGGGACUAAAAUACAACUUUCUAUUCCUGGACAGCAAACUGCAGGAAAUUCUCGAGUGAGGGGUCUCCCCGGGCCUCAUGGUCUGUCUCUUCUAGCCUCCUGCUCAUGCUGCGGGGGCCUCCCCUCCACCCUGGACCAGUCUGCUUUUGCCUGGUCAUCCUGAGCCCCUCCUGCCCUCAGGGCCAUUCCACAGUGCUCCCCUGCCUCACCGCUUCCUCCCCGCUCUCCCAGGCUCUUCCUUCAGAGGCCCCUUUCUGCCUCCAUGGCUACCCAUCCACCCACCAAGACCCUGUUCCCUGAGCCUGUGUGCCCCUAACCUGCCUUUUCCCAUCUCCCCAGCAUAACCAACCUUUUUUUUUUUUGAGACGGAGUGUUGCUCUGUCGCCCAGACUGGAGUACAAUGGCUUGAUGUUGGCUCACUGCAAACUCCGCCUACCAGGUUCAAGCAAUUCUCCUGCCUCAGCCUCCCAAAUAGCUGGGAUUACAGAUGCCUGCCACCACGCCCAGCUAAUUUUUUUUUUUUUUUUUUUUGUAUUUUUAGUAGUAACUGGGUUUCACCAUGUUGGCCAGGCUGGUCUUGAACUCCUGACCUCAGGUGAUCCGCUCAUCUUGGCCUCCCAAAGUGCUGGGAUUACAGGCGUAAGCAACCCCGCCCGGCUGCAUAAACAAAUCUUAUUAAACUCAACCUAGGCUGGCUGCAGUGACUCAUGCCUGUAAUCCCCCAGCAAUUUGGGAGGCAGAGGUGGGAGAAUCCCUUGAGCCCAGAGUUCGAGACCAGCCUGGGCCACAGGACAAAGCCCCAUCUCUACAAUAAAUAAAUAAAUAAAUAAAUAAAUAAAUAAAUAGCCAGGUGUGGUUGCAUGCACCUGUAGUUUAAGCUACUUGGGAGGCUGAAGUGGGAAGAUUGCUUGAGCUGGGGAGAUGGAGGCUGCAGGGAACUGAGAUCGCGCCACUGAACUCCGGUCUGCAUGGCAGAUUGAGACCCUGCCUGAAAAUAAAUUCAUAAAUAAACUCAACCUAAAUGAGUAUGAAUAUAUGUAAAUUGAAUACCAGAAGUUUUGAGAAACAUCUUUUGUAAAUUUCAUCCUGUGAAUUGGGUCAUUCAUGUCCUACCCAGCUAAAACAGAGGCCAGGAGCCAGGGAGGAAGAGCAGUCAGGCCACACACCAUUGCUCCCAAAAUGGACUUCUCUGCAAGCCUGACUCCUGAAACUGUGUGUUGUACCCUGAAACCAGCUUUAUCCACAGCUUCUGUGAUAAAUGGCUGUAAGUCUUGGA
Molecule: messenger RNA, 2604 nt
Organism: Piliocolobus tephrosceles (Ugandan red Colobus)
Lineage: Eukaryota; Metazoa; Chordata; Mammalia; Primates; Cercopithecidae
Product: DNA dC->dU-editing enzyme APOBEC-3F-like
Exons: 7
Coding region: 242-1387 (381 amino acids)
Biological process (GO): negative regulation of single stranded viral RNA replication via double stranded DNA intermediate; cytidine to uridine editing; DNA cytosine deamination
Cellular component (GO): cytoplasm; P-body; nucleus
Molecular function (GO): cytidine deaminase activity; RNA binding; zinc ion binding
Source: RefSeq, a predicted model, not a curated record